AGACAGCAAUGCUAAAAUUUAAGAAAAGAAGAAAGUAGGCAGUAGUACUUGGAAUUAAGGUGAGUUGAUCAUCAGAUUAGUAGAGAGAAAAUGCAGGCUGUGAAGGAUAAACUACAUGAUAUGACCGCCAUGCGCCAGGCCAAGGCUGAAGCAAAGGCCGAGGAGAAGGCGGAGAAGGAAUUGGCAAAAGCCCGGAUCGAUGUUGCUCAUGAGGUCCGAUUGGCGAGAGAGGCCGAGGCAGAAAUGGAGCUGCAUGUGGCCAAGGCUGGGCAAAGGGUUGAGAGGGAGAUUGCAAAGCAUGAAUUCAAUGAGAAUAAUAUUGUGCCUCAAAAUAAUAAUAUUAAUAUGGAUGGCAAGGUCUACAACCACGGAUCUCAAAAUGAUGAUCCCAGAAGCUAUGGAGAUGGAUAUGCUUCUCAAACUGACAACUACUGCGGCGGCGGCGGCGGCAAUAUUAAUAGUAAUGCCGCCACUACCAAUCUCACAGGGGCUCCAGCUGAUGCCACUGCUGCUGCAAAUUAUACCAGUGCUGGUCGUGCUGCUUCGUUUCCUCACAAUGAACGCUUGUGAACUAGUUCUGUUCUGUCGUCUCUGAUAUCAAAUAUUGAUUCGUCUCUUCUCUCAUGGACGUUUCAGUUCAAUAACAAGCCAGUCCGAUCAAAAUUAACUGGUCGUUUAUAUUAAAGCUAUCUAUGUUGAUUUUAAUUCAGUAAUUAAUAGCUGCUUCCUUCCUUUAAUUUUUCCAUUUUCUGCUUCAUUUUAUUUCACGUACGAUAUAUAAUUGUCUUUUGUAAUUUCAUCACUCCACGUAGUAGUGAUAAUGCAAUGAUAUUUGUACGUCUUGAUAAUUUUAUUAA
Molecule: messenger RNA, 857 nt
Organism: Populus trichocarpa (black cottonwood)
Lineage: Eukaryota; Viridiplantae; Streptophyta; Magnoliopsida; Malpighiales; Salicaceae
Product: late embryogenesis abundant protein 6
Exons: 2
Coding region: 91-570 (159 amino acids)
Biological process (GO): embryo development ending in seed dormancy
Source: RefSeq, a predicted model, not a curated record